Molecule: messenger RNA, 1007 nt
Organism: Triticum dicoccoides
Lineage: Eukaryota; Viridiplantae; Streptophyta; Magnoliopsida; Poales; Poaceae
Exons: 3
Coding region: 220-546 (108 amino acids)
Source: RefSeq, a predicted model, not a curated record
UUCCCGUCUUCGCGUGCGGCGGCGCUCCCCAUCCCACCACGUCUCUCCUCCGCGCGGUACCACCGCCCCUCUGCUCCGACGGCGGCAGCCUCCCCUGCGUUGUGGCGCCAAGGACAGCGCCACCCUCCCGUGCGUGAAGCCGCCUAGGCCGACGUCUCCCUGCGUGCGUGGCAUCGUCCAGGCCGGCGUCUCCCUCCCGCGCGUGGCGUCCCGGGGGCCAUGGCCUUCGCGUGUGCAUCCCAUGUGCGCCGCCUCCUCCUCCACCCCGGCGCCGGAGCUCCGGCGAGAUCCUUCUACGCCCAGCCCUACCAAGCCAAGGUAGGCGUGGUGGAGUUCUUGAACGGCGUCGGGAAGGGGGUGGAGACGCACGCCGCCAAGUUGGAGGAGGCCGUAGGCGGCGAUCUCCAGAGGCUGCUCGAGACCCGCACGCUGCGGCUCAAGAAGCUCGGCGUCCCCUGCAAGCAUAGAAAGUUGAUUUUGAGUUUUGCUCACAAGUACCGUCUUGGUCUUUGGAAGCCCCCGGCAGAAGCCAGGAAAGCGCAAUAAAAGUUGGUUUGUUUUUGAAGUGUUGACUUGGGAGAACUAUGUGAUGUUACUGGGCUGAAGCAUGUUUGGGACAUUGAAUAAUUGUGUUGUGACGUGGGUGCCGCAAUCAGAAUGUUCUUGAAAUCCAACCUAUAACUGGCCCUGUUGAUGCUACUCAGGAUUUCUCUUUGUUAGUUUUGGGCAAUUGUCUAGAAAUUUUCUUUGUUGCAGAAACCAUCAUCACCCUAUUGUACCAAAUUGCUGUUGUCUUGCGCCUGCAGGAGAUUGAAAAUUGCACUGAACUGACAGUAAGAGAAAGGACACCUGCGAUCACACUUGAUGCACCAGUAUUUGAAGACUGCAAUAGUCACUCGUUGCUAGAAAUGGUAUCUUGUUACAGCUGAAAAAACAUUGGUUGGGCUACACUCAAUGCAGUGCGUGUGCAUGCUUGUAAUGUGACGAGAGCGACAGAUAUGGUAACA